Messenger RNA from Pelobates fuscus (common spadefoot toad), 1609 nucleotides. Its product is annotated as potassium voltage-gated channel subfamily C member 3-like. Gene Ontology annotation, molecular function: delayed rectifier potassium channel activity; protein binding. NCBI's taxonomy places the organism in Eukaryota, Metazoa, Chordata, Amphibia, Anura, Pelobatidae. Gene Ontology annotation, biological process: protein homooligomerization; potassium ion transmembrane transport. The record is from RefSeq and is a predicted model, not a curated record. The coding region runs from base 267 to 1562 and encodes 431 amino acids. The transcript has 3 exons. Gene Ontology annotation, cellular component: axon terminus; voltage-gated potassium channel complex; neuronal cell body membrane.
UAGGCUGAGUUUUGUCAGUAUCGCCAUUGGAACAGACUUGGAACAGAUGCUCAUAUCCCGCACUGUUAUUGUGCUUGGGGGACUGGACUGGGAACCAAAGCUGUACAAUACAUUCACUAACCUGGAAACUCGGGAGAAUUGACGAGAAACCUGCAACUUUUUGGACCUAAAUAGCUGAUCCGGAAACCUUGUGAAGUGAAAUAGCGAUUCCCUUACAGUUCAGACUGUGGUUUUGGUGUAGUACAGGCUGACUCCACUCCAGAAAUAUGGAUGCCCCAAACAGACGCGUGGUUAUCAAUGUUGGUGGGGUUAGAUUUGAGACCUAUGCCAGCACUUUGCAGACAUUCCCGGGGACAAAGUUGUCCAACCUUGCAGAAUCCACGGCCUACAGUACUAACGACUAUGACCCGCAGCGAAAUGAGUUUUUCUUUGACCGGAAUCCUGUGGUCUUUGGCUAUGUGCUGGAUUUCUACAGGAACAAGCAUCUCCAUUGCUCAGGAGAUAUGUGCAGAUCUGUGCUAAUGGAAGAGCUAAACUUCUGGGAGGUGAACAGUAGACAGAUGCCCUAUUGCUGCUGGCUGAAAAUUAACAACAUGGUCAGCAAUUUAGAAGAUAUUGGCAUGUCGGAUGAGGUCUUGCACCAUGACCAGCAGCUCCUUGUCCAGACUGAUAGGGUGAAUUAUGGCUGGCGUGCUCGGUGGCAGCCAAAAGUGUGGACCCUCUUUGAGAUGCCCUUCUCGUCACUGACCUCUAUGUGUGUCGCAGCUGUGUCACUUCUUUUCACCAUUGCAGCUAUAGUGAUCUUCUUUGAAGAGACUAAAGAGUAUUUUCUUUUUGAGUUGGUGAACGAAACAUCUUAUUCAGACACUGAAUACUUUUCCCUGAAAUAUGAGUUUGAUUACCGCAAGGUGUCCUAUUUGCUUUAUCUGGAACUUGUUUGCAUCUUCUGGUUCAUUUUUGUGUUUUUCAUACGUUUCUUUUUCUGCCCGGACAAGAAAAAAUUCAUCAAAAAUCUUCUCAACUGGGUAGACUUCAUAUCUCUUUUCCCAGUCUUUGUGGAACUGCUGGCAAGAGGGGAAGUCAAACCAAUGCAUGACUUAUGGAAGGCCCUAGGGUUUCUUCGCACAACCUACAUUCUCAAGUUGAUCAGAAUCAUUCUACAUAUCGAAGGCAGUCUCAUUCUGAGGGUCCUCUCUGGGACUUUGAAGGCAAUUAUGAAGGAAAUCUUCAUUCUCUUGCUGGUCCUGGCUUCUGAAGCACUGUUUUUUGCUACUUUGGAAUUCUAUGCAGAAUGUUCUGAUAUAGCAAUAAAUCAUGAGUCCUGCAGAGACAUCUACGCGUCCUGCUGGUGGGCUAUAAUCACUCUGACCACAGUAGGAUAUGGAGACAUAUAUCCUGUGACCACUUUUGGCAAAAUUGUAUCAAGUGUAACAGCCAUUUGUGGCAUCAUGACCAUUGUGAUACCAAUCCCCAUCCUAAUGAUAAAGUUUCAACAUUAUUACUCCAUAGCUUUAGCGAAGGAAAAGCUAAAAGAUCACAGGCACAAACAGCAAGGAUUAUAAUUCCAAUGAACCAAAAUAAUAUUUACAACCCCUAGAGGAAUAGAACC